Messenger RNA from Saprolegnia diclina VS20, 459 nucleotides. RefSeq lists its product as hypothetical. The record is from RefSeq and is a predicted model, not a curated record. The coding region runs from base 1 to 459 and encodes 152 amino acids. Lineage: Eukaryota; Oomycota; Saprolegniomycetes; Saprolegniales; Saprolegniaceae. The transcript has 2 exons.
AUGGCCGCGUUCCUCGACGACGACAGCAGCCAGCUCUCGGCCUUCCUCGCUUCGACGACCGACUUUGGCGAGGGCGCCAUGCCAGCAAAAAGCGGCUACCAGCGGCCAAAGGACGAGCUCGAAUACCUCCGAUGCAAGCACGAAGCACUCACGCAGCAGCUCCACGUGCUCCACGCGCAGCAAACGCUCGUGCCUCUGGGUUCGCGCUGGGCAGUGCGCGCCGUUGAGCAGACGCAGCUGACGCAGCGAUCGCUCCUUGAGAACAAGCGACUCAAGGCGAUGGUGCAAGACCAGCUAAAACUCAUUGGGUCGCUGCAAAAGAUGUUGCUCAAGGACCCCGAACUCUCGACGUUCCGGCCCUCGACGGGCCUCAGCAUCUUGGGCAUAGCGCAUCGGCGACGCGACGUCGACGAGAUCAUGGCACACCAGCUCGAGCGGCUCAAGUCCGACUUCAUGUGA